Molecule: messenger RNA, 4222 nt
Organism: Centropristis striata (black sea bass)
Lineage: Eukaryota; Metazoa; Chordata; Actinopteri; Perciformes; Serranidae
Gene: flvcr2a
Product: FLVCR heme transporter 2a
Exons: 10
Coding region: 1758-3287 (509 amino acids)
Biological process (GO): heme export; transmembrane transport
Cellular component (GO): membrane
Molecular function (GO): heme transmembrane transporter activity; heme binding
Source: RefSeq, a predicted model, not a curated record
GCCCGUGUGUUCGUAUCUCGUCACUUCCAGGAAACGGAAUACCUUCAACCGUGAGUCAGUCUGUACCACGACUACUAAAAGUUUUUUAAAUACGAGCCUUGGAUUGUUUUACUAUCGGUUUAUCUGCGCUUUAUCUGCGUUUUAUUGCGCUGUUUAGAAGGAAUUAGUGCGAGUGCCAACAAGGCAAUCUCGGCUAAACAACUCGCCUACUACAUUUCACUGACGUCAGAUCUAAACAACAGCACCAUUGAAGCAUAAAUAAUGUGAUUUCAUGAGCCGGGGUGAACAUAAAGUUCAAUCGGAGUUUGCAGUUUAAAUGUAUAAGAGAGGUUUUAGGUUUUGCGUCUCCUUUUCUUCCCUUCACUCCUCCCAUUCAUAGAUCUGCUCCAUGCUGCAGGCUGGACACAUACAGUCAGUGGUUGAAGGAGUAUUCAGAUCUAUUACUGAAGUAAAAGUACUAAUACCACACUGUGAAUUACUCCACUACAAGUAAAAGUCCUGCAUUCAAAACUUACUCAAGUAAAAGUACAAAAGCAUCAGCAUCAAAAUGUACUCAAAGUAUCAAAAGUAAAAGUACUUGUUUUGCAGAAUGGACCCACUCAGAUUGUUUUAUAUAAUCUAAAUCUGGCAUUAGAUUAUUUGUAUUGAUGCAUUUAUAUAAGCAGUGUUUUAAUUUUGUAAAGAUAGGACAAUUUUUUUCUACUUCAUAUACUGUUAUAAGGUUUAAUAAAAAAAAAGUCAAAUCACUUUUGAUUUAUCAUGUUUUAUUAUGUUGAAUCUCAAACUGAAAAGUAACUUAAGCUGACAGCUAAAUAAGUAAAAAGUACAAUAUUUGCCCCUAAAAUGUAGUGUAGAAGUAUAAAUUUAUAAAUAAUUCUGUAUGAAACCUCAUCAUUACAUGUUGCAUUAAUCACUCAGUCCUGUAUGAGUUAUCUUUAUUAACAUACCCUGCUGCUUAACACAGUAAAAAGCCUACAUAUAGUAUGUCUAUAAAGUGUUACAGUUUAGACAUAAAGUACAGACAUUAGGCGUAAAUAUAAGAGUCUAACCUCCACCCGAUGACAUUGUGAUAGACACAAAAGGCAUUCCUAAAGAUUGAGAAUUUAAUCUAAUUUUCAUAUUUGCAUAAGUCUGCAAGUGUACAAACGUGAGGCAGUAGUUAUAUUCUUCAGACCUUAAAAUCAGUUCUCUAUUCUCUCUUUUUUAAGAGGCUUUUUUCCGAUGAGCUUGCAUUCUUUGUUUAGCAUCACCCUCCAUGGACUUUAGCUUCUCUGUGCACACCCUUGCAUUGUGUGGUCAUGUGCCAAACUUAGCAAUAAAAUCAAGUCUCUCUCUUCAACUGUCCUACCGUAUGUUCACACUCAGAGCCUGCUGUCAAGCUCUUUGUUGAUGCUGUUACAUAAGCUGGAAGGAGGAGUUUUGACAUGACAAGUUAAACUUUCUGUCACAUGACUAAAGAGUUGUUAUCAAGACCAGGAUCAGUCAGGUAUGUCAGUGUAGAUCAGAGUGUUCCAAACGUCAAUUAUUACAUUUAAACUGCACCUCAGAGCCACCUCUGCUAAAUCAAAAGGGCUUAUAAGCAGUAUUCGCCACAUUAAGCUUGUUUAUGAUCGGUAUGUAGGAAAUACCUGCUGGGUGGGAGGGGCGAGUCAGGUAAACUGCCGCAGCAUUCAGACGGCUCACACACCAGGAAAAAUGUUUGCUCUUUCCUCCAGUUGUUAGACGCCUGAAGGAAAAAGUGUUUCAGUGGGUGCAACAUGACUUCUCAGGAUGAAUUCCUUCACGAGUGGAAGGAUGUGCUUGGUGAGAUCGGAGGCAAUGAAGGAAAAAGCACCAGUUUGGGUGAAUACAGCCAGCUGCCUCUGGGAGACGACAGCGACGCCUUGGAGCCUGAAGCCCUGGACACUGUUCAGCUCCUCCCGCUGAUGGAGACCAAGUUGUACAAGCGGCGAUGGAUCAUGCUGUUGAUCUUCUGCGCUUACUCCAUGAGCAACGCCUUCAUGUGGCUGCAGUACAGCAUCAUCAGCAACAUCUUCAUGCGCUUCUACAACAUCGGCCCCCUCGGCAUCGAAUGGCUCUCCAUGAUCUACUUCCUCACCUACAUCCCGCUCAUCCUGCCCGUCACGUGGCUGAUCGACAACCGGGGCCUCAGGGACGUUUUGGUGGUGGGCGCAGCCUUCAACUGCAUCGGGGCCUGGGUCAAGACGGGCACGGCCGACCCCGACACGUUCCCAAUGACCUUGUUCGGCCAGUUUGUGUGUUCGGUGGCCACUGUUUAUAUCCUGGGCAUCCCAUCCAAACUCGCGUCCCUGUGGUUCGGGCAGCAGGAGGUCUCCACUGCCUGCUCCAUUGGCGUUCUAGGAAACCAGCUGGGGAUCGCCAUUGGCUUCCUGCUCCCACCCAUCCUCGUGCCUAAUGUGGACGAUAUGAAUGAGCUGGAGCACCACAUCAGAAUCAUGUUCUACAUCAGCGCAGGAGCGGCCACCCUCAUCUUCAUCCUCGUAGUCAUUGUGUUUCAGGAAAAACCGGAGCUCCCUCCCAGCCAGGCCCAGGCCCAGGCCAGGAACAUCCCCCCUGAAGAGUACUCGUACACGGCUUCUGUCAUGAGGCUGCUGCGGAACAAGCCCUUCAUGCUGCUGGUGGUCAGCUACGGGCUGAAUGUUGCCUGCUUCUAUUCUAUUUCCACACUGUUGAAUCGGAUGAUCAUUGAACAUUAUCCCGGUGAAGAGGUGAACGCUGGCAGAAUUGGGCUAACUAUUGUCGUUUCUGGCAUGGCGGGGUCCCUCAUAUGUGGCAUUUGGCUGGACAAAACCAAAACAUACAAACAAACCACCUUGGCUGUAUACGUCCUCACUUUGCUCGGGAUGCUGGUCUACACCUUCACCCUUAACCUGGGUCACCUGUGGGUGGUGUUCAUCACAGCUGGAAUUCUGGGCUUCUUCAUGACAGGAUAUCUACCUCUGGGCUUUGAGUUUGCAGUAGAGCUCACCUAUCCAGAAUCAGAGGGAACUUCAUCUGGACUGCUGAACUGUUCAGCUCAGAUCUUUGGAAUCAUUUUCACCAUCUCCCAAGGGAAAAUAAUGGAUAGAUGGGGCACUUUAGCAGGAAACAUCUUCCUGUGUAUCUUCCUGCUAAUAGGAACAGUGCUGACAGGAUUUAUCAAGUCCGACCUCCGCCGACAGAAGGCCAACCUUCAGCAGACGGAGGUGCAGACAUUGAGUAAAGCCACAGCUGAUGCAGAAGCACCUGUCCCCCCACCUGAGGUCCUGAAACAGGGGAAGCUAUAAGGAGGACAGGCUGUCAGACACCACGUGCAGGUUUAAAAAAACUGCCGACAUGCAUAUAUGGCCACAGAGAAAAAAAAGACUGAGCAGCCGUCUGUGAGUCCUUUAGAACCAGCAAACCUGCUGCACAUUAGUUGUACUGUAUGGACGCCACGCUCUGGCCUGAACACCAGAGAUUCACACAAAUAUCCCAAGUGCAACUUAGCUCAUCCCAAACAAGCACCAGGCAAUCAUGCACGAGGGAAAUGCACUUUUAAAAUCAUCUUUGUAAAAUUUUAUCCAGAGUUUUUAAAUGUCUUUAAUAUCCAUUUUAGUGACUCCAACAUUACGACACUCUAGCUGAAUUGUUUCCCUCUGAUUCGUGUUAUUGUACUGUUUCAUACCUCUAAUGAGCAAUAUUUAAACUGUGAGUGUUUCCUAAUAUUGGACCAAUAUUGUGUGUAACUAAACUCAAGCCUCAUUCCUUUAAGUGUGCUGCGUCCAGUGGUGGAAGAAGUAUUCAGAUCUCUUACUGAAGUAACUACUGUAGUACUAACACUAGCGAAAUUACUCCUCUACAAGUAAAAGUCCUGCAUUCAAAACUUACUUAAGUAAAAGUACAAAAGUAUCAGCACCAAAAUAUACUUAAAGUAUCAAAAGUAAAAGUACUCGUUAUGCAGAAUAACCCCCACAAAGAUUGUUACAUUUAUUCCAAAUAUAUUAUUAGAUUAUUAUUAUUGAUGCAAUAAUGUAAACAGCGGUUUGUUUUCUCAAACCAGGGCUAAUCUUAACCACUUAAUAUGCUGUUAUGUGGUUUAAUUUUACUAAAAUGUCCAGUCAUUUUAAAUUGAUCGUGUUUUUUUAAUGUUAGAUCUCAACCUGAAAAGUAACUAAAGCUGUCAGCUAAAUGUAGUGGAGUAAAAAGUACAAUAUUUGCUUUGAAAUGUAGUGAAGUAGAA